CCCUAAGACUGUUCCGUGAUAAAUAUAGAGAAAUGGAUACCCUAGAAGAAUGUCUCUCAUUAUGGAUAUCUAUACCUUCUGCCUUCUUUUCCGUGUGGUUAAAUUGCUUAUGUAUCUUAUUUCCCAGCGCAUGCUGUACUAUACAUCAUGGUGGGAAAACGUGCAGCAUAUGCGCAAUUAGAUGAAAAGGCCUGGGAGACUGUCUUCUCUGAAGAGACAAGGCGCCGGCUGGUACACUAUCGUCAGCGUGGAUGGCUUUCACCACAAUACAAAGAAACAACAUGGAUCAAUAUAGGAGUGAUUGAGCGUUCUUGGCGUCGGUACUGUGAACAUGUCAAGGAGGAUUACGAGAAGUAUCUUCUCUGAGCAGAAAUCGCAGUCUAUCAGACUUUCUUUGACUGGCUUCAGAGAUGAGUCAUAGAGGGUUUAGACCAAUACAAAGAAUUGGAGACAUAUAAAACAUAUUGGAAGUGGCUCUGCCAAUAUUACUCCUUCUUUAAGCAGAAAGGAUUCGAUAAUGAGGUUUAUCAGCAAAUGGAGAGGUGGUUCAAACAUGAAUUCCAGGUCGAACGCAAGGGCGAAGUGAGCAAUAAAGCCAAAGACAAGCCUACCACAGAUGUUGUAGUCUUCUCUGUGCUCAUGCGCCAUCAUUGGAUGUUCUCCACCCAUUUCCCUCACGGCAACGAUCAGGUUCAGUUUGCAACCCUGAAAAUGUGGCUAGCAAUAACUGGCUCACGACCCGGUGUGAUUUUACCAAAGGACCCUCAGACAGCGAAACCCAAGGCGGCCUCCGAUGGAUUCAAGAGUGAUCUUCCGCGAUAUACAUCUUUGAGCAGUCUGCCAAAAACUGUAUUGUGGAAAGACAUCGAACUAUUUCUUCUACCUAUACCCAAUGGGAGUAUCCCGUGUGCAAUCAUCGAUUUUCGAAACUUGAAAGGCAAGCCGGAGGGCGCAGAGGGGACUAGAUUCUUUGUUCAUGGCGAUUACAAGCUGGUAUACUGCCCCAUCGCCCAGAUAGUAGCGCUGGCAUUUCGAGAUGAGGCCUUUCAAAAUGAGCAUCUCACGCCGAAACUGUUCUGGAGCUUGAGAGUCCCCCGCCAUAGGGGAUCUCUCCCAUUUCGAUGGAAGGACAAGGUGCUAAACAAACCUGUGCUUCGAUGUAUGAAAACGGACGAUGCCGGCUUGCACUCCAUUGAUGAAAAGCAAUCAAUGUCGUACAGCGUGGCCAAUAAAGCCAACACAGCACUUGUUCGGGAUGCGGGCUUCAUGGACAUGUCCUUCUAUGCUGAUAGACGCUGGGUGGCUAAUACAGCAAACGAUAAGUUCACCAAGGCGGAGCGGAAAAGAAUUCUUGGUCAUAACGGUUCAAAUGUUUACGAAAAAAAUUAUCACGAUCACAAUGUAAAGCGGGAUAUGCAAUUUUUUGUCCUCUUACGACCCCACCACAACGAAGUGCUUGAGCUAGCCAUGAGCCAGAUGAGACACCGGGACACACGAGCACCUGGCAGCAGAGCUUCGGACACCGUGAAAAGAGCAGUACGCGAGCAUCCUACGAUCCUGAGACUGAGACAGCGACAAGGAGCACUAAAGGAACAAAUAAUAUCAGUGGCUGGAAAAGUGCAAAGAGGGCAAAGCAUCUGCCCAGAUCUUUAUCAGCAGUAUCUUUCAGUCAAAAAAGAACUGCCUAGCAAGAGAAACACUCUCACGAGGCAGUUACACAAGAAGGAGAGAGAUGACUUUUUUCUUAAUAUUGGUGCAGAAGAGGUGGACAAGGAGAUUUUACGAUUACUUGCGGGAGAGGAGUAUGAUGAUUCUCAUGUUGAUGAGAGUGAAGAGCCAGUUCCGAAGCACUUUUCAAGUGAACGAAAACGACUUAUUGAUUCAUUCUAUGGUCCUGAAUCAGAAACCUUUGACGGUGAGCAGCUGCGCAAGAGACAAAUUCAAGUUACCGAGGAUCUUAUAGCUCUCUGCAGGCUCUCCGAGCCUUCGCAAAGGGGAAAGAGAUUCAACUAGGACCCAGACAGCAGAGGAUCCCAUGACAAUAUCAGCUUAACCACGCAAUCUGGACUUCUCGAGGUGCCCACUCAAUAUUGCAUUCUUUGUUAUGGAAAGUCGAUGGCACAGCAGGGUAAAGCGUCGCAUAAAUUCCGGGACAUUGCUUCAGUGAGGCGGCAUCUUCAGCAAACACAUUUCGCAAAAUCUUCUGGUCAGUUACCAUGCACCUGUGACGGUUGUGAGCCACAACCUUUCCCAGAUGAGUUGUCUUUCCUACACCACGCCAGGAUGACACAUGCCUAUGAUCUCGACAAACGCUCGCAGCGCACUAAACGGCUUCAACAUCAAAAACGAGAGAAGUUAAAAUGAGAGCAGCCAGCAGGAGAUGGACUUGAGUCUGGGAAGCAGUUGAAACUCUCUGUGAACAAAAUCUCACUGAAGAACAUUGAUCCUCAACUGCUUAUGUGUUCUCCAUAAAUAAUUUUCCUAUCAGUUUGCAAAGAUCAUGACAAUAUAGCAUGCAGCUUCUUAUUAUAUUCUUGCUAACUUUGUAUGCUAGAAAGACAUCAAAAAACUUUAGACAUUUGUGAACUUGCAAAGAUAACUCCACAGCUGAGAUCACAAUGAUAUGCAAAGAGCUCCUUGUCCUAACUAGGCCUAUGACAACUUCCCAGCACAGCUUGGGCCUACCAUUUCUGCAUGGCCAGGUUUCAUUGACUACCAAUAAGAACUCUUGAAGAAUGGGACAGCUGAAGCUGCGUCGCUGCCUUCCCCGCCCUCCCCGCCCCGGUAUAUAUAUCGGCUCCCUCCCGCCUUGAAUCCAUCUUUCUUUCAAUUCCUUUUCCACUUCCCAUCCUACCACUGCAAGAUUAAGACCUAUCGAGGGGCAUACAUAGUCCAAGGCGACAGAGUGAACAUAAAAGAGCAUGUU
Messenger RNA from Blastomyces dermatitidis ER-3, 2926 nucleotides. RefSeq lists its product as uncharacterized. The transcript has 5 exons. The record is from RefSeq and is a predicted model, not a curated record. The coding region runs from base 535 to 2013 and encodes 492 amino acids. Lineage: Eukaryota; Fungi; Ascomycota; Eurotiomycetes; Onygenales; Ajellomycetaceae.